Siniperca chuatsi (mandarin fish) is the source of this 4186-nucleotide messenger RNA. RefSeq names its product G protein-coupled receptor, class C, group 5, member Bb (gene gprc5bb). The record is from RefSeq and is a predicted model, not a curated record. Bases 786 to 2057 code for a protein of 423 amino acids. Gene Ontology annotation, biological process: G protein-coupled receptor signaling pathway. The transcript has 4 exons. NCBI's taxonomy places the organism in Eukaryota, Metazoa, Chordata, Actinopteri, Centrarchiformes, Sinipercidae. Gene Ontology annotation, molecular function: G protein-coupled receptor activity; protein kinase binding; protein kinase activator activity. Gene Ontology annotation, cellular component: intracellular membrane-bounded organelle; extracellular exosome; signaling receptor complex.
CUUCACUCUGCAAUACACACGGUCAACGGACAUCUUACUGCUGAAGAGACCUCAGAUUGUUUUGGUGAUAAAAGAUGAAUCUACAUCUCCCACAGAUCUGGGUGUGAGGAAGAAUUGUAUAAGCGAUUUGAGGAAGAUGUGGGAGCCUGAAGGCAGGAAAAAACAACAGAGAGUGCAAACGAGUGACUAAUACUGGAUGGGCUGCAAAUUACCAUGCUUAUAUACUGUACGUACUUCCUAUUUUCUUCCUGGUUCGACAGGUGCAUCGGCAAAUCAUACUCCCUGUGUGUGGGUGAAGAGAAGUAAAGCUGGGAUUGCAUCUCUGUUGACACCUCCGCAGAUUCAGCGUGAAGCAGGGAGAGAGAAACACAGACAUGCAGACAGAAUGAAUAGAAAGAGGAGGACAGAGAGGCAGAGACAGUGAGAGGGAAGAGUGAAAGAGAGACAGAAGAUAUAUUUGACCAUGUGGGUGUGUGAAGUAUCAAGGCAUGCAUCAUAAUUGUGGAUUCUUCUUGGAGCAGCCGGACGUGUCACUGCAGCAGCAGGACAUUAUUGAUCUCACAAAGUGUGAUAUUUUGUAUUUUAGAACAGUGGGAGCUGUGAGCACAGAGAGCGACAUAAGAGACAUUUUCAAAGACAAAAUGGAAACUGUUUUGUUUCUGCUGCCUCAAGGAUUUCAUUAACUGGGAUUAUAAAAAAUACUUUAACUAGUUGAAGGGAUGCAGACUGGAAAAUUAUGACGCCUCUUCGCUGUCAAUAAUCAAGAAUUUAAGAAUUUAUCUGAGAUGGCCGUCAACCCUAUCAUCAUCUGCCUCUUGUCACUGAUUGGCUAUGGCUCUUCCCACCCGUCUCCUCCUCCUCGGGGAUGCAGUGUGGAUGUGGACCCUCCGUACAGAGUGCUGUGUGACCUGGAGUCAGUCUGGGGUGUGGUUCUGGAGGCCGUGGCCUGCAGCGGUGGCCUCAGCUCUCUGGUCCUCGCUGUGCUCCUGCUUGUUAAGCUGCGCUCCAUUUCUGACCAAGCCAGGCGUUCCGGCAUGGGGCCUCUUCUCCUGCUCCUGGGCACGCUCCUCGGGCUCUUCUCCAUCUCUCUGGCUUUCCUGGUGGGGAAGAACCAGGCGCUCUGUGUGGUCCGGAGGGCCUUCUGGGGGCCCCUUUUUGCCCUCUGCUUCUCUAGCUUGCUAGUGCAGGGUGUGAGGCUCAGGAGGCUGGUGGAUGGCAAGACCAGCCCAUCGGGCAGCUCCCUGGCAGCGCUCGGUCUGGCCUUGGCCUUGGUUCAGGGGAUCAUCUCUGCUGAAUGGGUCUUGCUGACUGUAGUUAGGGAGGGUCACCCGGCCUGCGAAUAUCCGCCUUUAGACUUUGCUCUGACAUGCAGCUACACCCUGGGGCUGCUCCUCAUAGCCAUGGGGCUUUCUCUGGGGGUGGUGCUGUGUGGGGGAGAGAUGGGGGCAGAGGGAGCAGGUGGGAGUGAAGAAGAUAGAGAAGGAGAGAUUGAAAAACGGAGAUGGAAGUGUAACGCCGUCUGGCUCUUCCUGUCCAGUCUGGCAUCAGCAUUGCUCUGGGUGGCCUGGCUGGGGUUUUAUCUUUAUGGCAGCCAAACGCUGAGAGGAAAGGGGAAAGGGGAAAGGUUAGGAGGAGGAGGAGGCGGAAAAAAGGAUGUAAAAGUAUUGGAUGAGCCUGCGCUGGCGGUGGCCCUGGUCAUUCAGGGCUGGAUCCUGCUGCUGUUCCACGCUAUUCCAGAGGCGCACCUGUGUCUCCGGAAACCUCCACAAUCCAUCACACAAGACUUCUUCGACACCAGUCACACGUCACCUCCUCCACAUUUUGGAGAGGAGCUUCCUGCACACUCUCCCCGACCCUUCCCAGAAAACCAGGCCUUUUCCAUGGAGGAGCACGGUGCAACCCUCCGAACUGGAACAUACCACAGCAGCCAUGGGAGCAUCCGUCCUGGCAUCGCCUUCAGAGGUCACGUUUACCAACCCACUGAGAUGGCUCUGGUCAUGAACGGUGGAACAAUGCCCACAGCCCCAAUUAACUACACUGGACGACGGUUAUGGUGAUAUGGGAUAAGACUUGAAGAGGAUACACUGGUGUAAACACUGGUGUGUGAUAGUAGAAUUUCCUGUUGCCUAAGAAGAAGAAGGAGAUAUUAAAGACAUUACAUAUCACACAGAAUGGAUUUGAUGCGAGCUAAAUAUGUUUAAUGUAUUUGUGUUUCUGCACAUAUGUAUGUAUAUAAUUUUACAUUUUUAGAACUGACCCUAGUGGUAUUUUUGCUGAAGUUUUAUGGGUUGCCUCUUUAUCAGCAGACUGGAUAUGAAAUCACAAGAGAGGGAAGAGACAGUGACGCAGCUUCCACAGCUUAGGAUAUUUUGUCACAAAGUCAGGGCACUUUCGGUGCAUUAUUUUGCUCAGUACAUAUAGUCUCAAGUAUAAUAUGUAAAUAUUCUGGCGAGGAGUAUAUGAGGAGGGAAAAAGUUAUUAUAUGAAGGUGACUAUCAAAAACUAGUGUUCAAUGUGGUAUUGAAGGGAGUACCUGAAUGAGCUGCUGUUAGACCAUGAGAAAGUAAAGAUGAAAUCAUAGUGAAGUAAACAUUUUGCCUGAGCACCUCUAAACGAAUGCUGUUACUUACUGAUGCCAUUUCAUCAGUGAUGUUCGUGUCAUAAAAACUACACUUUCCUUCUCUUUCUAUUUGCAGUCAAGCUACAACUCGCUUUAGGAUGUUUAUGUAAAUUACCUGCAUACUCCCACAAAGCUUGCUUGGCCUCUGUAUUACAUGCUGGAAAGACCCAAAGGACUCAGUAUUUUUCUCUCCAUAUCUCCAGUCCAUUAUCAGUGCUACAGGACAGUUUGGCACAUUUCAUCUUGUACACUGAUACAUUUCAUGCAUUUAACAGACCUUGUGCAGUGUUCUGGAGGAUCAUCUGACGAUUAUCAGAAAUACUUUAUUGAUCCCUGAGGGGAAAGGCUAAAGAUGAGUCUACAGCUCAUGGAUAAGUAGUUUUUAAUAAGCAUAUCAUAAAAAGCCAUUUAAUACUGCAAUACCUAUGCUGCAGUAUAUAAGGUUUACUGUUGGAGGUUGUAAUUUUGCACUUUAUCAGCGCUGAUCAUGUGUGGGCAUUGUGAUAUUUGAGAUGUAUGAUCAUUUGAGAUGCAUGUAAAAGCACAGUUUAAAGGUAAUGUAUUUUGUCAAAAUUAAUGUAUUUUGAGUGUUUUCUAGAAUUUUGAUAUACAUACUGAAGAGAAAUACCAGGUUUAGUGUUGAGUUUCAAAGAUCAUUCUCGACAUUGGAAAGAGCAGUUGACAAAACAAUCUCAAGUGCUCAGAAAAUGGAAAUUUAAACAUCUACAAUUCCAUGACAACUGGACAAACCCUAUCUGCUGAGGAAGACUGAAAGCUCUGUAACUGCUACUAAAAGGACCUUGAGGUUGGACUGAUUUGUCAACAAUUUUCAGUCAGUCUUUUCACUCAUGUUUCCCAAGGUUACUUUGGAUUCAAGAAGGCUAUUGAUCAUUAUAUACACUUUGUUUGAGAUGUAUGGCAACAUCUCAUUGUAUUCUGGCAUUCAGGAUCCCUUUAAAUUUCAAAUUCCAUUGAAUGUAGAGAAAGUAUUCAGUCAUCCAUCACUGUGAAUUUAACAGGAACAGAUUCAAAUGCAUGUAUACUGUUUAUAUUGGUGACACUGCACAGUUUGGCUCCAAGUCUGGACAGAUUUCUUGUUGGCUGUUCCACCAUGCACUGACAAUUGAACUCUGAGGCAAAAAGACACAUACAAAUCCAUUCAUAUUUGACUGGUGGGUUGCAGUUUCCAUCUCCUGUGCAACACUGAAUUAAAUCCAGGACAAUUUAACCAGUUAAAUAUAAUUCAUACAACAGUCACCAUGUUCAUGUUGUGAUCAUCUCUUCUUGCUAUAAGACUAAACUAAAUAACUAAGUUGUCAACAACUUUGCUUUUGUGUACAGGUGUGUGCUCUGAUAUUGUACAGUAAAAAUAUUAUCAUCACAGGAUUUUUAUGUAUUAACCCUAUAUAAUCAUGUAAAUAAUCCAAAUGUGAAAAAGCAAUGGUAUUUAUCUUUUGAGAUGCUCUUAUAAUGAUAGCACUGUCACUGUUUUAUGGCAGCGUAACAUGAAUGUCUGUAACGUGAUUUGCACAAAGUGGCUAAUACAUCAGUGCACAUUUUCUGUUA